Molecule: messenger RNA, 1695 nt
Organism: Gekko japonicus
Lineage: Eukaryota; Metazoa; Chordata; Lepidosauria; Squamata; Gekkonidae
Gene: PGAM1
Product: phosphoglycerate mutase 1
Exons: 4
Coding region: 107-874 (255 amino acids)
Biological process (GO): glycolytic process
Molecular function (GO): intramolecular phosphotransferase activity
Source: RefSeq, a predicted model, not a curated record
GCUUUCGACGCAUGCGCCUUGAGCGGCUGCUUCUGUCCCCUUAGCGCGGUGAGAAAGCCGUCUCGCCCUCUCUCUACCUCCUCUUCUGACCUGAUUCGUUUCCGGCAUGGCGGCUGCGUACAGGCUCGUUCUCGUUCGGCACGGCGAGAGCACCUGGAACCUCGAGAACCGGUUCAGUGGCUGGUACGACGCGGACUUGAGCCCGGCGGGCCAAGAAGAGGCACAGCGCGGCGGAGAGGCGCUGAGAGAUGCUAGCUAUGAGUUUGACAUCUGCUUCACAUCUGUGCAGAAGAGGGCAAUUCGUACCCUCUGGACUGUACUGGAUGCUAUUGAUCAAAUGUGGCUGCCUGUCAUAAGGACCUGGCGUCUCAAUGAGAGGCACUAUGGCGGCCUAACAGGCCUUAAUAAAGCUGAGACUGCUGCUAAACAUGGAGAGGCCCAGGUGAAGAUCUGGAGGCGUUCUUUUGACAUUCCACCACCUCCAAUGGAGCCUGACCAUCCUUUCUACAGCAUUAUCAGCAAGGAUCGUCGCUAUGCUGACCUCACUGAAGAUCAGUUGCCUACAUGUGAGAGCCUGAAAGAUACCAUUGCUCGUGCCCUUCCCUUCUGGAAUGAGGAAAUUGUUCCCCAGAUCAAGGAGGGCAAGCGUGUGCUCAUUGCUGCCCAUGGCAACAGCCUCCGUGGCAUUGUCAAACAUCUAGAAGGAAUGUCUGAGGCAGAGAUCAUGGAACUCAAUUUGCCCACUGGAAUCCCCAUAGUCUAUGAGCUGGACAAAAACCUGAAGCCCAUCAAACCCAUGCAGUUCCUAGGUGAUGAGGAGACUGUCCGCAAGGCCAUGGAAGCAGUGGCAUCCCAGGGCAAGGCUAAGAAGUGAGGGUGGGGUAGGCAAGCAGUAGAAGAUCCCCCUCCUCAUUCCUUUUCCUUCCCAGCACACAUCUGCCACAGCCAGAGGAAUGGGGUUCAAAGAGCCAAAGGAGGUAGAGUUUCUUGGGACCAUAUCCCUUCCUUUAGGACCAAUUUCCUUCCACAUUCAUUCCUUCCCAGUAGGUUCUGGAGAGAUAACCAUAGGGAUGUGGUCCACCAGGGGCUCCGGAAUUGCAUCUUGUCAGUCCAUGGGCAAGGGACUACAGUGCUCCUCAGAUGAAGGCACUAGAACCUCUGGCAUUUCCAAGAGAACUUUCCCACCUUUAUGCCACUUAAUGCAGCUGCUGUCAUUAAAAAUUACUUGGUUUUAAGUGUUGCUUGACGAUUUGGCCAUUCACUGCUCUGAUUUUAAGGGCAGGGAUGCUUCAGAGCACAGUGGUGAUGCAAAGACCACACUUCUGUUGCGGCUUUGUCUUGUGUCAUUGAAGGGCCAUAUCAUAUUUUGAAUUGUCCCUGGAACUGUUAUUUGGUUCCGUGUUAAGUAACAAUUGCCAAGAUAUUCUAUUGCCAUCAAACCGUUAGGAUGGGAUCAGGCUAGGGAAGGUAUGAGCACCCACCCUGGAAUCUUCAGAUGUAGUCCCAUAAUCUUGCUAUGUAGUGCCAGUAAGCCCAGAUACUGUGUAUCAUUCUGUAUUGCUUCUCAGCCCCACAAUCCCUGUGGUAUCCCAACCUGCCAUAGGGUGGGUCUGCACUGGAGCUCACGUCACUGUACAAUGGCUGAAUUUGCCCUAGUCUCAGUAAAAUAAAGGAAUUAUGUGCAAUAUCUGCUGU